This is a messenger RNA of Triticum urartu, 1534 nucleotides long. Its product is annotated as metalloendoproteinase 2-MMP-like. Gene Ontology annotation, biological process: proteolysis; collagen catabolic process; extracellular matrix organization. NCBI's taxonomy places the organism in Eukaryota, Viridiplantae, Streptophyta, Magnoliopsida, Poales, Poaceae. Gene Ontology annotation, molecular function: metalloendopeptidase activity; zinc ion binding. Gene Ontology annotation, cellular component: extracellular matrix. The record is from RefSeq and is a predicted model, not a curated record.
ACGCAAUAAUUUGUAUGCUGCUACUAGAAGGAAAGAUCCAAAUCCAAGCGUGUUGGCCGGCUCCGGGCGGCUGCUUCCUUCCCCCUGCCCUACCCGCCGGCUGACCGAGUAGUCCUCCAUUGGAUUCGUCAAGCUUUAUAACCCGAGCCGGUUUUGUUCCCUAGCCUCAUUCAUCCACCCAUCUCGCCGAGAGCUACAAUGGCCGCCACCAUCAGAAGAAGCGUCUCCCCCCUCCUCGCUCUGCUCGCCGCCGCGGCCACGGUGCUCGCCGUGUUGAUGUCUGCGCCCGUGUCCGCCCGGAGCUUGCCGGAGGGCCUCCCGGACAUCAAGCCGCUGCUGUCCAACCCGUGGUCGGCGUUCCAGAACCUCUCCGGCUGCCAGUUCGGGGACCAGCGGCAGGGCCUCGCGAGGCUCAAGGACUACCUCAGCCGCUUCGGCUACCUCCCCGCGCCGCCGGCCAAGUUCAACGACGUGUUCGACGCCGACAUGGAGUCGGCCAUCCGGACCUACCAGCACAACUUCGGGCUGGAGGCCACGGGCCAGCUGGACGCGGCCACCGUCGCCAAGAUGAUGUCCCCGCGCUGCGGCGUCGCCGACAUCAUCAACGGCACCUCCGCCAUGGGCAAGACGGUCCACGGCCGGAACCUCUACUCCUACUUCCCGGGGUCGCCCUCGUGGCCGCGCUCCAAGAAGAGCCUCAGGUACGCCAUCACGGCGGCCACCGAGACGACCAUCGAUCGGGCCACGCUGAGCAAGGUCUUCGCGAGCGCCUUCGCGCGCUGGUCGGCGGCCACCACGCUCAACUUCACGGAGACGGCGUCGGCGUCCGACGCCGACAUCACCAUCGGGUUCCACUCGGGCGACCACGGCGACGGCGAGGCGUUCGACGGGCCGCUGGGCACGCUGGCGCACGCCUUCUCGCCCACCGACGGGCGGUUCCACCUGGACGCGUCGGAGGCGUGGGUGGCCGGCGGCGACGUGUCGCGCGCGGCGCUGGACGCCGCCGUCGACCUGGAGUCGGUGGCGGUGCACGAGAUCGGCCACCUGCUGGGGCUCGGCCACUCGUCGGUGGAGGGCGCCAUCAUGUACCCGACCAUCACGUCGCGCACGCAGAAGGUGGAGCUGGCCAAGGACGACGUCGACGGCAUCCAGAGCCUCUACGGCGGCAACCCUAACUUCAAGGGCGUCACGCCGCCGGCCACCAGCAGCGAGGAGACCCACAGCGCCGCCCCCAGCGCGCUCUCCAGGCCGUGGAGCGGCCUGGCCGGCGUGGCCGUGGCGGCUGCGCUCGCACUAGCUCUGUCGUGCUAGUUCUUCUUGGGUCGAUCGAUUCACGACCAUUUUUUGGUUUUUACCUUUUUUAACGGGCAUUCACUUUGCUCUAGGAUUUGUGUUGUUGUAUAAACAUUAGUAGUCAUUGGGUGUGCAAGAUAGUGUAGAUACGUGAUUGUUAGUGCAUGUAUAGAGCGGAUCAUAUAGGAUAUCUGUUAAAAAAUACACGAAAAUGGUGCGCCCAUGUGGCCAUGUGGUAUCA